Messenger RNA from Rhodofomes roseus, 762 nucleotides. RefSeq lists its product as uncharacterized. Gene Ontology annotation, molecular function: structural constituent of ribosome. The transcript has 2 exons. The coding region runs from base 32 to 589 and encodes 185 amino acids. Gene Ontology annotation, biological process: mitochondrial translation. NCBI's taxonomy places the organism in Eukaryota, Fungi, Basidiomycota, Agaricomycetes, Polyporales, Fomitopsidaceae. The record is from RefSeq and is a predicted model, not a curated record.
CACACGCUCACGCAGAGUCGCACCCGCCGCCAUGUCCUUCGCUCUCCGCGCCGUGCGAGAGGCCACUCCGCCCCUCCGCGUCGCUCAGUCCUCCGUUCGCUACGCGAGAAAAGAUGCGGGUCCCGACCCGCGAGUCGAGCACAUCCGCCGCGCACUCUACCCGGGCAACAUCCGCAACAAGGAGACACCGAUCGGGUCGUGGAGACCGAACGUCGGCGGACGGCUCCAGCGCGCGAUACCCUCUGUGCAGGCGCACGAAACGAUAGAGCGGGCGUGGUUCCUCCACCAGCGACACGUCCGCAAGAGACGCGAGGCGGAGCUCGAGCGCAAGCACCGGUUCAUGGUGCGGGCGAUGGAGGUGCUCCACGAGCUCGACCCGAAGUUGUAUAAGCAAGCGAACCAGGAGGAGGACCCGAGGGUACGAAGGCCAGAGGAGAUUGAAUUGGCGAAGACGUUGAAGGCGCCAGAGAAGAGGGCCUUGGAGUCGAGGAUACGGGGACUCUUCCCAAGGGAGCUGCGUGUACCGACGGAUACACCACCACGGAGUGGGUGGAACUACGACUGGAAACCCCCCUUUCCACGUGUAUAGGACGGCAUAGAUGCAGCUAUCUCCGUACAGGAGGCCUAACGCAAUUCAGCUAUACGUCUAGUCAGACUAGCCAGCCGCUCCUCACCUCCGGGAGGCCUUUGCUUACUUAUGGUCAGGUUGUCAAUGUUGGCGGAGUAAUAGACCACUACGCGGACACGAGGCUUGCCGUCCAU